AUGCUAGCAUGGCGGAAGAUCCACUGCGCCGAAAGAGAGGAUCUACCUUGUUUGGCGCAGCACAAACAAAUCAUUAGCCGAAACUCUAUAUCCAACCAACCGAUCAUAGGACUCACUAACAUUAGUAUUUCAAUUCCAAACAUUGAAGCUAAUAGUAACUCCGACAGAGACACCUAUAAGAAACCUUCAUGCGACAAAUGCUUCAAACUGGUUUGUGACCCUAAGCCACCCUCAAAGGCACCCCCACCCAUGCGGCAAGCAGGCAGGUUCCAUCGAGAGAAACACUUCCUGCUCACCUCGCACAUUACAAGAGCAGCACUUGACUGA
Messenger RNA from Dovyalis caffra, 327 nucleotides. NCBI's taxonomy places the organism in Eukaryota, Viridiplantae, Streptophyta, Magnoliopsida, Malpighiales, Salicaceae. The record is from the annotation of a GenBank genome assembly.